UGAUAGCGAGAGAGAGAGAGACAGGAAAUCAAAAUCAAAGAGAGACGUUAUCCAUGGCCUGUUCCAUUACUAGUUACCGUUUUCAGCUUCAAAAUUAAAUUUCAACUGGUGGGUGAGAGAGAAAAGAGAAAGAUGGACAAAGAGAAUGUGUGUUAACAGCAACCUGAAUCUACCAUGACCCACACUGUUUGAGCUUUUGGAUUUAUCUUUUUAUGGGGUUUAAUUUAUAUGAGUGAAAGAAGUUGUUUUUGGUGAAUCUUACAUGAAUCUGAGCUUUUGGGUUUCGAAAAAAUUUCUGCUUUUUCAUCAACAAUGGAAAGUAUGGUGAACAGGAAUGGUGCAGCAGGAGGAUAUGAGAUGAGGAAAAAUGGGUCUGAGUCAGUGACCGAGUCAAGAGAUAGCAGCAGCUCGAGUCCUGAGUCUAGUUCUACUGAAGGAGUGAAGACUGUUGGGUGUGAUUCUCCUUCUCCUUUAGGAUGGCCGAUAAUGAAAGCUGGAGAUUGCAAGGACUCAUCAGCCACUGGUGGAAAUGAUGAUCAAGAGAAAACCAAUUUUCAGGGUUCCAAGUUUAAAAAGCUGAGCUCAAAGAUUUCAGAGAUUGAUAUGAUGAAGGAGAGGUUCGCAAAAUUGCUGCUUGGUGAAGACAUGUCAGGGUCUGGGAAAGGUGUUUGCACAGCUUUGGCUCUCUCAAAUGCCAUUACUAACCUCUGUGUUACUGUUUUUGGACAAUUAUGGAGACUGGAGCCACUGCCUUCAGAGAAGAAAUCAAUGUGGAGAAGAGAGAUGGAGUGGCUUCUUUGUGUUGGUGAUCACAUUGUGGAGUUAAUACCAUCUUGGCAAACAUUUCCUGAUGGCAGUAAGCUUGAAGUCAUGAAUUGCCAGCUGAGAUCAGAUCUUUCCAUCAAUCUCCCAGCUCUGCAUAAACUGGACAAUAUGCUUCUUGAAAUACUAGAUAGUUUUGCCAAUGCAGAGUUUUGGUAUGUUGAUCAAGGUAUUGUAGCAUCAGGUGCAGAUGGGUCAAACUCUUUCUGCAAAGCAAUUCAGAGGCAAGAAGAGAAGUGGUGGCUGCCUCUACCCCGUGUUCCGGCAGGUGGUCUUAGUGAAGAUUCAAGAAAGCAGUUGAACUACAAACGCGAAUGCACAAACCAAAUACUAAAAGCUGCAAUGGCGAUCAACAACAUUGCUUUAGCCGAAAUGGAUGUCCCUGAUUCAUACUUGGAGUCACUUCCAAAGAAUGGGAGAGCUUGUUUAGGAGACCACAUAUACCGGUAUAUUGCUUCGGAGCAGUUCUCUGCAGAAUCCCUGCUUGAUUGCCUGGAAUUGAAAACUGAGCAUGCCGCUCUAGAAAUUGCAAACCGUGUGGAAUCUGCAGUAUAUGCAAUGCGUAGGAGAACUUCUAAUCCGAAGGCCACUGCGAAGUCAUCAUGGGAGAUGGUCAAGGACUUGAUGAUCGACGUAGACAAGAGGGACCUGCUUGCAGAGAGAGCAGAAAGCCUUCUGCUUUCCUUGAAGCAGCGGUUUCCUAGUCUAAGCCAGACCACCUUGGACACUAGCAAAAUCCAAUUCAACAAGGAUGUUGGAAAGUCCAUCCUUGAAAGCUAUUCAAGAGUUCUGGAGAGCUUAUCAUUCAACGUCAUAGCUCGUAUUGAUGAUUUAUUGUACGUGGAUGACUUGAUUAAACAUUCAGAUAAAAUAUCAGUUCCAACAGUCAGUGUCAUUGCUCACAAGAAUGUUUCGAUCCCUUACUCGGUGCCUGUCUCAGGCACUCCAUACAAAACAUACUUUUCUCCAGCGCCGCGUAUUAGUCCUGCAAGGGGAGAGCGAACUCCAUUUCUCCACAGCAUCACCACCUCCAACAACAGCCACAAGCCUAAUCGUCGAGGCUUUGGAGUGAAAAAAGUGUUGACGAAUUAUCUUGGUGUUGAUACAAAACCGAAGAUCUGUGGUAGUUCAACUGAAACAACAUGUCCUAAUCCAAAUGGCACAGAAGGUGGAGGACAUGAAAGUGGGAUAACAACGGCAUGUCUUAAUCACUCAAAGCAACUCAGCUAAGAGUUUGGUGGAUAGAAAAGAAUGAAAUAUUAGAUUGAGAAUUAGGAACUGUUGAUGGUAGAUGGGCUCCUACUGUAACAAAUCAUUUGUUUGUUUGGAUUAUUGAUUCUUAUAUGUUACAUUAAAUCAGUAUUUAUUUAAUUUUUUUCAAAAAA
Messenger RNA from Manihot esculenta (cassava), 2207 nucleotides. Its product is annotated as rop guanine nucleotide exchange factor 5. The record is from RefSeq and is a predicted model, not a curated record. Gene Ontology annotation, molecular function: guanyl-nucleotide exchange factor activity. Lineage: Eukaryota; Viridiplantae; Streptophyta; Magnoliopsida; Malpighiales; Euphorbiaceae. The transcript is spliced from 7 exons. Bases 313 to 2052 code for a protein of 579 amino acids.